Molecule: messenger RNA, 1086 nt
Organism: Erigeron canadensis
Lineage: Eukaryota; Viridiplantae; Streptophyta; Magnoliopsida; Asterales; Asteraceae
Product: protein CDI-like
Exons: 2
Coding region: 115-888 (257 amino acids)
Source: RefSeq, a predicted model, not a curated record
ACUAAUAAAUUAUUCACAUCAAAACUUGCUACUUCACUCACUCACCUCUUAAUUAAUUUGAACCCUUUCCUCCAUCACCCGCAACGUUUAUAUAUAUAUAUUUCAAUAAAGGAAAUGUCGGUGGUGAUGACCAACAGCAACAACGGCAAUCACAAGAAAGCGUUUCGGAUAUUCGUAGGUUACGACACACGUGAAGACAUAGCAUACGAGGUAUGCCGUUACUCCAUCUUGAAAAGAUCUUCAAUACCCGUUGAAGUGAUCCCAAUCAAACAACCCGAAUUACGCCAAAAUGGUUAUUUCUGGCGGGAACGUAACAAACUAGAAAGCACCGAGUUCUCAUUCACGAGAUUCUUGACCCCGUUUUUAGCGGGGUAUGAAGGGUGGGCGGUUUUUGUGGAUUGUGAUUUCUUGUAUUUAGGUGAUGUGAAGGAACUGUUUGAUUAUGUUGAUGAUAAAUACGCCGUGAUGUGUGUUAAACAUGAUUACACGCCGAAAGAAAGUACGAAAAUGGACGGGGUGGUGCAAACGGUUUAUCCAAGAAAGAAUUGGAGUUCAAUGGUGUUGUAUAAUUGCGGACAUGUCAAAAAUAAGGUUUUGACACCGGAGAAAGUGAACGUCGAAUCGGGGGCGUAUCUGCAUAGGUUUAUGUGGUUGGAUGAUGAGGAAAUCGGGGAAGUUCCAUUUGUUUGGAAUUUUUUGGUUGGGCAUAAUAAUGUGGGUGAUCAGGAUAUAUAUUACCCGAAAGCCAUACAUUAUACGUCGGGUGGACCGUGGUUUGAAGAGUGGAAAGAUUGCGAGUUUGGGGAGUUGUGGUUGAAAGAAAGGGAUGAGUAUUUGACGGUCAAGGAGAAAGAGAUCGAAGAAAUCACUCGGCUCAAUUUGAAUUAAAUCGUGUGUUGAGAAUGAAUUGUUCAAGUGUUUGAUGAUAUGAUUGUAAGAAUCGUUGUUGUUAUUAUGAAUUUCGUGUGGAUGAUGAGUUUGAUUUGUAAAAGGAGGUGUGUUUUAUGUUUAUAUGUUGUAACCGCCUGGUAAUAACAAAUUCAUUCAAUGGCCGGGUAUAUUGCAAUAAAACUAGUUUAUUUUUCA